Molecule: messenger RNA, 2297 nt
Organism: Lycium ferocissimum
Lineage: Eukaryota; Viridiplantae; Streptophyta; Magnoliopsida; Solanales; Solanaceae
Product: calmodulin-binding protein 60 B-like
Exons: 8
Coding region: 215-1888 (557 amino acids)
Biological process (GO): regulation of salicylic acid biosynthetic process
Cellular component (GO): nucleus
Molecular function (GO): calmodulin binding; sequence-specific DNA binding; DNA-binding transcription factor activity
Source: RefSeq, a predicted model, not a curated record
UAAAGAACCACACCACUUGUGCUUGACUUAUGAUUGGCAAUAUAAAUUAAUUGGAUAUUACUGAAGCUUCCUACCCUGUUUCCUGCCAAAUGGGGGUCACUUUUUUUUUUUCUAUAUAAACUUUGGUAGUUGACAGUUGAACGUUACACCUGCUAUCAUAUUUUGCUCUGUUUCAUUACUAAUUCAUUUUUUUUCACUUCUUAAUUGAACUUUGAUGGUACAGAAAAGGAAUAUCAAUCAGGGUAAUGAUGACGGCUCUAACUCUGAAAUUCCAGCUCGAGAAUCUAAGCGCCAACAUCCUUCUACCCAGCUUUUUACAGGGCCAAGCAGUUUUUUUCCUCCGCAAGAACUUGCACUUAGGUUGGAGCCCUUAAUCCGAAAAGUGGUGCGUGAAGAGGUUGAGAGAGCACUCCGAUCAAACCUGAGAUCCUCACUGAAUGAUAUGGAGACUUCUCAAUCGAGGACUAUUCAGUUACUUUUUGAUGAUAUAUUUCCUACUUCCCUUUACACGGGCAGUAAAAUAUCCGCGGGCAAUAGGCCCAUUAAAGUUCUCUUGCAUGAUGGUAGUUCCAACCAGAGGAUAACAUCUGGACCCUUAUCUUCAGCAAAAGUUGGUGUGGUUGUGCUUAAUGGGGAAUUUAAUCCCAACGAUCAAGAAGACUGGACCGAAGAAGAGUUCAGCAGAGAAGUUGUUCAUGAAAGAGAAGGAAAACGUCCAUUAUUGACUGGAGAUUUAUUCAUUCAGCUAAGGGACGGUGUGGGAUAUCUGGGUGAUAUCAGCUUCACAGACAAUUCAAGCUGGACAAAGAGCAGGACCUUUAGGUUGGGAUUGAAAUUGAUUAACCGCUCUGGUGAAUUUAGGGUCAGAGAAGGAGUUAGCAAGCCCAUUACUGUGAGAGAUCAUCGUGGGGAGGCUUAUAGGAAGCAUUACCCUCCCACUUUGGAUGAUGAAAUAUGGCGGUUGGAAAAGAUUGCAAAAAAUGGUGCAUCACACAAACGGUUGAGUCAGAAAGGAAUAUCCUGUGUGAAAGACUUACUACGGCUGUAUGUCACGGAUCCAUCUCUUUUGCGCAAGAUGCUGGCUUGUGGGGUCGGAAACAACACAUGGGAGAAAAUAACUGAACAUGUGAAAACCUGUGUUUUAGACAACAGUGAGUGGUACAUAUACAACACCGGAGAAAGUAUUAUACUUCUGUUCAACUGCAUCUAUGAGGUCGUAGGAGCAAUUCUUGAUGGACAAAAUUUGCAGUCCUUGGACAAACUAGGUGUAUUUCAGAAGCGGAAGGUGGAAGACUUUAAGCGUCGUGUUUACAAAAAUUUGACUUGUCUAGUUCCCCUUGAGGACCACUCUUUGAUUAGCCAAGCCGUCCUUACAUCCAAUCUGCAAAUUGGCCUUUCUCAUACUCCUAGUUCAAGCCAACAGAAUAUGAACUACCCAGUUGAACAAGGUCAAUGGGAGUCACAAAGCAACUCUGAUCAUACUACAAUUUCACUGCCACUAGCCUACACAGCGCAACAAGAUAGCCCAACCGCAGUGUCCAUGCCAGAAAGCUUUAAUGGAAUGCAAGCAUUUAAUUCGACCUUCACAAGCAAUUUCUUGGUCAGUGAUCCCUGCUCCAGUAUCUAUCCUGGUGACUAUGGCUGGGGUUCCAAUGGUUCAUUAGAGUCACUAGGGAUGACCGAUUAUCUACCUCCCAACAACAAUUAUCAGUUUGAGACACCUGUGUGGCAAGGAAAUGGAUUGUUAGAGAGUUCAAGUGUUCAGCCGGUGUCUCCUAAUUUUGGCUUUCACGUCACAAGACGUGGAAAUCCUAGAGCCAUAUGGUGCACCAUCCGUGCUGUCCUGAAAUGGAAAAAAACAUUGGUUAAGCGAAACGUGGCUAUUUGAAGAUGGAAAGGCUUUUACAUGUAGGUAUAUCUGAAGUUUGUUCGAGAUUUAACCAGCAAACUUCACCUCCAUGUCUCAGCCUAUUCUUUCGCCUCUUUGGUAUUUUAAGAUAAAUGUCCGUUACAUAUAGCAUCCAGCAUAAGUGAGUGAACUGUACAUAUAUAUUAAGGGUUUUGUUUGUCAGGAUGAAGGUGCAUGUAGGAUAAAUUUGCUUGCAGAAACAAUAUCAAAUGUUUUGCUACCCCAAAUGCCAUCAUCCUUAGAGGAGUUUAGUGCUACCUCUUUACUACAUAGUACUAGUGUUUUCAUUAUGUUUUCUGCAUCAAAUGUGAUAACAUGCGCUUGUACAGGAAGUAAUAUAAUAAGCUUAUAUCAUAAUGAGAUGCUAUGUCAAUUGUUGUCAUCUGUA